Messenger RNA from Notolabrus celidotus (New Zealand spotty), 5609 nucleotides. It is a transcript of the gene cadm3, whose product is annotated as cell adhesion molecule 3. Gene Ontology annotation, biological process: homophilic cell-cell adhesion. NCBI's taxonomy places the organism in Eukaryota, Metazoa, Chordata, Actinopteri, Labriformes, Labridae. The record is from RefSeq and is a predicted model, not a curated record. Gene Ontology annotation, cellular component: presynaptic membrane. The coding region runs from base 329 to 1561 and encodes 410 amino acids. The transcript is spliced from 11 exons.
UGAACGGCAGCCGUGGAGAGCGAGCGAGCGAGCGAGGGAGAGAUAAACACAGAGAGUAGAGGAGAGAGAAAGAGAAGGAGAAAGAAAAAGCAAGAAAACAAAGAGUCGGGAAAAGGAAGAAGGAGGUACAAAAGUCGAUAAAAGCAGAUAGAGAGGAAGCUCCGGACAAGCGAGGGCUGCGCAUCAAAGGAGGGACCUUACUGGGGACCUUAUUGGAGACCAGCGACAGCAAAACCGGACUCCGGAGGCGGAAUAUAACGGUGACACUCCAGAGCUCCUCGGCCCCUCCUGAGGAUUCAGCGAGACAGGCGGAUCUGCGCACCCAACCAUGGCCUUCCCAUCAGCCCCCUCUGCAUUAUGGAGUGUCAGCUUAUUGACAGUACUAUUCGCAGCUGCAGUUCACAGCAACAUUGUCUACGAUGACGACCCCUUGCAGCCGGUGACCCAAGAUGAAACAGUGUCCGCAGGGGGCACGGUGAUCCUGACCUGCCGGGUGGCAGAGAGCGACAACUCCUCGCUGCAAUGGUCCAACACCGCGCAGCAGACCCUGUACUUCGGAGAGAAGAGAGCGCUGAGAGAUAACCGCAUCCAGCUGCACCGCUCCACAUCCACCGAGCUCUCCAUCACCAUUGGAGAUGUGCAGCUGUCCGAUGAGGGCGAAUACACCUGCUCCAUCUUCACCAUGCCGGUCCGCACCGCCCGAGCCACCGUCACCGUGCUAGGUGUGCCCGGUAAACCUCAGAUCACAGGCUUUGACGAAGCGGUGCCCGAGGGGGGCAAAGUCACCCUGACCUGCACCAGCACUGGCAGCAAACCCCCCGCCACGCUGCGCUGGUACAAAGGAGAUCUGGAAGUGGAAGGACGCCCAGACGUGGUGGAGGCCGUUCCAGAUGAUCCCACAUACAACGUGAGCAGCGAGCUCAGCAUGGUGGUGAGCCGCGACGACGACAACACCCACGUCACCUGCGCCGUCGACCAUCCCUCUCUGGCCCCGGGGGACAAGAGGAGCGAGCAGGUUCUGCGGGUGCUGUACUCCCCUAACGUGCUGAUCGUGGCUGAGAGCAAUCUACCCAGAGAGGGAGAGAAGUUUCAUCUCCAGUGUUUGGGCAACGGCAACCCAGAGCCCACCUCCUACAUGUGGGAGAAGAAGGAUGGAGAGCUCCCCCCGCUGGCCAAAGCAGACGGUGCUUACUUGCGCUUCGAGAUGCUCAACAAAUCAGAUAAUGGCGACUACCUCUGCAACGCUGACAACGGCAUCGGAAACAGCCGGGGGGAGUACAAACUCCUGGUGCAAGAUGCUGCAGACAACAAUGCAGACCCCACAGCCAUGUCGACCUCUUCGAAUGUUGACCACGCCGUGAUCGGAGGGGUGGUGGCCGUAAUCGUUUUCAUCCUGCUCUGCCUCCUCAUCGUCCUUGGCAGAUACCUCAUCAGACACAAAGGAACGUACCUGACCCACGAGGCCAAGGGCUCAGACGACGCCCCGGACGCGGACACGGCCAUCAUCAACGCAGAGGGAGGCCACUCCGGCGCAGAGGACAAGAAGGAGUACUUCAUCUAGACAGAGGACGGAGCGGUGGAGGGAAAAAAGAAGGAGGGAAAAGAUGGAGGACGUAGAGGAGGGGAGGAGCGAAGGGAAAUAAAAAAAACCUCCAUUUGAUUUCACGACGCUUCAGUUCUUCACUCGGGCGGAGGGGUGACGGGAGGGAAGGGGAGGGAAAGAACUGUGGGCAGGAUCGAGCGAUGAGACGAGCUUCAACUGGUACUACCCUCUUUGCAUUGAUACAGGGAAGUGAGAUUUGCACUGACGUAUGGACGAACUGAAGUCACACACUCCAACACACACACACACACACACACACACACACACACAAACACACACACGAGUCGGUUUUGGGAGAAAAUCUUCUCACAGACUUGAGCCUCCUACUAACAUGUCUGAAUGAAACAUUGACACAUUUGCACACAUGCAUCCGACCCCAUUUCUAACAUGUCAGCGCCUUGAAAAAGCAAAAUUGUAACUCACAUUCCGGUUUCCUGAGCUGAUAUUUCACUUUCCACGCCACCUCCUCAACAUUUAAACCCCAAACCAGCUCUGUCUUUUCACAUUUGUGUCCUCAUUCCCUCCAUCUAACAAGGCAGUAUCCCUCUGUAAACAUCCCAGCGGCAGAGAAAUCCAUCCAAAGCAUAUUAUGACUGACAAACAUAAUCUCCCUCCCUCUCGCAGUUUAAUCUUUUUAUACCAUCAAACCUCUUUCCCGCGUCCUCGCAAUCCCUGAUACGAGCCGUCGAAUUUCCCACAGCGCAGCAACCAUACAACAUGCAACACCAAAAUAGCAUUCCCGCCUUGCGCUACCAAGCUGAGGGGCUCCAGUAUACAUAUAUAAAUAUAUAUAUAUAGAAUUAUAUAGCAUUCUUUUUACUUGACAGAAGAUGUUUGGUGUGCUGUAAAUACACAAUCUCUCUCUCUCUCUCUCUCUCUCUCUCUCUCUCUCUCUCUCUCUCUCUACAUCUCCCUCUCUCCUGUAUCUCUCACAGUCUGUUACUGCAGUACAGUAACUUAUAUACUCGAAAAAGACAAAAAAAUAAAGCCUGCCUGUUUUUAUUACAUGCGUGGAAAUGCAGAGUUGAAACUAUCAAUAUCUGGGGAAAAAAUAUACAAUACCAACGAUGACGUUGCGAUGAAAACUAACCUUAACUGCAAAUAUUUGUAUGAGGAACGUUUUCCUCCUUUUUGUUUCUUUAUUUCCUUUUUGAUUUUUUUGGGACUUGCGAGAACUUUUCUCUCCUCGGUGUCUCCGUGUGUUACCGUCAGUGUUAACAGUUUACAGUGUCCGUCUGUUUGUCAGUCUAGGAGUCCAUUUAUCUAUUGUUUUUUUUCACUUUGUUUAAAAUUUCUUCACUUCAUUGCGGCCAUCCCUCCUUGCGUUGUCAGCCCUCAAACACUCAACUGUAGCAAAACCUUAUUCGUGCACGAAAAGGUGUCAAAAGUGUUUGUCGGAGUUUUCACUGCCCCGGUACACGUGGACUCAGCCUCCAUAUUGCUUGACUUGGCCUGAAUUCCUCCCUGCAGCAGGCUGCCCGUCUUGGCGAGGCCACCUGGCGCUUAAUUCACUCAGCAGUGACAUCAUGACUUCGUCUAAAAAGCUGGCACCGCCGCUGCUCCCGAGAGGUGAAAAUGCUAACUUGCUUUCCACAACCGGACCGCCUACUCGUAUUACGACGAAACUUCCUGGCAAAACAAAUAAAACAAACCCUGUCUGUUGUUGUUUCUGUUCCUGGGAGCAGGAGUCAUUCGCCAGCUUAGCGAAAGGUUCCCAUAAAGAAAGGGGUGUUUUAUGAAGGUUGGGAGUUCGCCUUGGCGCUGGCGAGCUCCACUUGGCCCGGUCGUUGAAAUUGAUUGCAAUCUAACUAAGAGGCUCUGGGCUCCAGACUGUACACAUGCCAACGUUUGGCUUGGUGGGCAGAGAGCCGAGCCGGAGUCUGGCUGCACUAACACUGAACAAAGUCAUUUAGGAACUUAAACGUCCUCUCUUUUUUUCUUUCUUCCCCUCCCUCCCUCUGCUCCACUCGUCCAUUUCUUCUCAUUCUUUAAUCAAUCAUCCUGUCUGCGUCCUGAUCCACCUUCACCCUGCCUUCCCCCCCGCCUCUCUCUCCCUCCAUCUCUGAUCGAUGUCUGAUUCUCAUGCUGGUCUCUCUCUCUUGUUCAGGAGUCCACGUAAACGUACAGUAGAAGUAGAGCCUGUAGGUUUGUUCGCGUGUGCUGAUGGUCCUUCACGACACUUUUCCUGGAGUGUUUCUAAGAGGAGUCCAUUUGCUGUCGUCAGUCUACCCGUAGACAGUUACAUGUGUGAUAGUUUUUGUACAACCUUUUAUUUUGGGAAUGUUCAGGGAUUGUGCUUUCCGUACCUUUCCUCGCAUUUUUUGCUAAACCUAGCUGGCUAGCUGCUUUGAAAACAAGCAGCCUAGCUAGUGCAUCUAUAAGCUAGCUAUACUUCAAAGGGUAAAGUGACCUGACGCAGGGUCCAGCUGUUGUUUUCUUUUCUUUACUAUGAAGCUGACGCUGUUGUACGCUCGGCUGUACCGCUGUUUGAAUCCUGCUGGAGGCUGUUUGGACGAGAACCAGACAGCUUCAAACAAACUAAGAUGAAUAUUUGAACACAUUCAGAGCGGUGCUUACCCUGUUGUUUGCUCUGUGACAGCUUGUCACAGCACUCAUGUCUGCAGACCAGAGGACAGGCCUUGUCUCAGAGGGUUUCUUGUCUCCUUUGAUGAGUAAUCUUUGAUUUGUAUUUAACCCCAGUCUAAUCCUGCGAAUGGAGAAAAAGGAAUACCUGCCUCUUACUCAACAAAGUGUAGUGUCUUUUUCAAAACUAAUGGACCUGUAUUUGCCUGUAACUUAUCGUCCUGUCCUUCGUCUUAGUUAAUGUGCUAGCAUGUAGCUUGCAUGAGAAACGGUUGGAAAUGUAGAUAGCGUUGGAAGAUUAGAAGUGCCGACAAGCUUCCUCUCCUGAGACAAGAGUGGCGGUCUGCCCGGCUGACCUCCCUGCUGUUCUCUGAUCUGCAAACAGAAGGCCAUGACCCAGUUAGACCCACGUGUGCAGCCCUCAGUGCUCAGAAUAACACUGAGAAAAGUGACGAAGAAGAAGAAGUAGGACUGCUUCCUCCCAGCCAACCCGCCGCUGCAUCGCACCACGUAGGGGUAAAGCGGCGUUAAAUUGGGACACGGAGUGGGUCUAAUUCAUAUUUCAUUGCAUCAGUGCGGUAUCGACGAGCUGUCAUCAGAUGCUUGAAGACAGCAGCGUGUUUCCCCCAUAAUUCAGUCAGUCCGAGCUGUCCUGCCCCAACACUUAACCUUCACCACCUCCUCUUCGGGCAGUCGCACACCACCUGCCACUCAUCUCUUCUUUUUGUAGUGUAAACAAAUCGAUUUUUAAAUUAUGUUUCUAAAAGGUGUGCAUAAUCUUCAGCGUUUUACUUUCAGUUCGAUUGAUAAUCUUCCUUUUUUUUUUAUUAGAUUUCCCAAAAACUUGAAGUUAGCUGUUUUACUUUGCCGUGUUUGAUUGUUUCAACAACCAUUUUUAUAUAAUUUCAUGUAUAUAGUGUUGCCUUUACUGGAUACAAGCGCACUCAUACACACUUUGCACACACACUUUGGGUACAGACGCAUCCACACACAUAUCUGGAUAUGCACGCAGGCAUGAUGUCUGUGACUAUGGUGUAUUUGUACAUAUGUGUGUGUAUGUGUGUUUGUGUAUGAGUGUGAGGUGCGUAUUAAUUGACCCAAACAGACUCCGGAGACACUCUUUACAUGUGAUCAAUCCACGCUAAUUUUAUUUCGAUGACUAAAAUCUUUGUUUCGAGGAUCAUUAUUUUGGAUGAAAAGUCUUCCUUUUGAAUAAAUAUCCAUAUCACAUGAGUGCUGUCAUGUAUGUUGAUUUGUACUAUGGCUGAUGAUGUCAUCAAGGCGAAACCCAACCGCAUGCUGUGGUGGGUGUACGUCUGUUGGCUGUUACGUUCAUACAGACUUUGUCUCAUUUUGUUUUAUUUUUGGUUCAAAUACCGGUUCAGUUGUUGACUUCAAUAAACAUGCAUUUGGGUUAAUUUCA